This is a messenger RNA of Euleptes europaea (tarantolino), 1474 nucleotides long. It is a transcript of the gene OTULIN, whose product is annotated as OTU deubiquitinase with linear linkage specificity. Gene Ontology annotation, molecular function: cysteine-type deubiquitinase activity. Gene Ontology annotation, biological process: protein linear deubiquitination. The coding region runs from base 1 to 1446 and encodes 481 amino acids. The transcript is spliced from 8 exons. The record is from RefSeq and is a predicted model, not a curated record. NCBI's taxonomy places the organism in Eukaryota, Metazoa, Chordata, Lepidosauria, Squamata, Sphaerodactylidae.
AUGAGCGCAGAUGAGGAUGACCUGGGUCGCAUGCCUCCCAUCAACGGUAGGAACGCUGCGCUCGCUGCUUCCGCUGCUGUUGAUGAGAACAAACUGGCUGAACCGCAAUCAGGUCCGGAAAGGCAGGUUUGCGCCAGCCCUACCAUCACCACUCUUACAGACAGCACGAAGCGAUUCAGGCUGAGCGGUAGCCAAGAACCGGCCAGGCCAGAAGGCCCUGGGAUGUUACAACCAAAAGCCAGGAAAGCACCUGGCCCUUCAUUGACUACAGACGAAAAACCUAAAAAGAGUAUGUUUUCUCUACGGCUGACUAAAAGUAAAAAAGAAAAACACGCUCCCCACGACAAAACCUCCUCGUCCAAAGCAGACGCCAGCCUCAAAGGGAGGCUUGCCUCAGUGGCCAAAGACGAUCGCACAUAUCGUACGGAGAGGAAUCCAACAGAGGUUCAACAAGUGUUGCGACCCGACCGAGAUAACUAUGGCAAGGGUGAAGUAAAACCAUCUGCCAUCUCUUUACCUGUGGGAUCCUCUGUAGACUAUGAGGAGGACAUGUACCGGGAUGCAGAUGAAAUAGAGAGAGAGAAAGAGUUACUUGUCUGUGGGGCAGGCUCCUCAGUUUUUACAGAAAGUAAACUAAGUGUUGCACCAGAAGUAGAUAUCAUGGAUUACUGCCGGAAGGAAUGGAGAGGAAACACUUCAAGUGCCAAGCGUAUGAGAAAGGGCUAUGAAGCAGUUUCACAAAAAUUCAUUUCGAUCAGGAGAGUGCGAGGGGACAAUUACUGUGCGGUCCGGGCGACGUUGUUUCAAGUGCUCAGCCAAACGGCCCAGCUUCCUGACUGGCUGCAGAGCAAGGAGGUUAUGCUGCUACCAGAGAAGCUGAUGGCCAAAUACAACUGGAUCACGGAGUGGCAAAAACUAACCGGGAAGGCAGAAAACUGGAGCAAUGAAAUCAAGGAAUGCUUACUGUUACUGAAGCGAAAGUGGGAAAGCCUAUGUGAAAUGAAGACCCUCGCAGAGAGGCAAGCGGCCUGCGAUGAGCUUUUUAGAGGCGAAGAGGACGAGUACAGUCUGUAUGAAGCUGUGAAGUUCCUCAUGCUCAACACAGCUGUCAGGUUGUACGAAGACAACGAAAAGGGGCUGGAGGUUCCCGAAUUCUCCUGGCUUCUGUUCGCACGGGAUACAUCCAGCGACCCUUUCCAGCUCAUGAAGAACCACCUGAAUCAGCUGGGGCACACAGGAGGCCUCGAACAAGUGGAAAUGUUUCUCCUGGCCUACGCUCUGCAGCACGCCAUCCAUGUUUACCGACUGUAUAAGUACAGCACAGAUGAAUUCAUCACUCUUUAUCCCGGUCACCCAGAAGAGACCUGGCCGGUGGUGACCCUCAUAACCGAAGAUGACAGACAUUAUAAUAUUCCUGUCAGGAUGUGUGAAGAGACUAGUUUGUAAAAUGACGUUGUGAGCAGGUACAUAAACU